GUUAAUUACUCAGUCAGUCAGUAAACUACUUAAUAUUAGUAGUAAACUACGGUUAUUGUAUUGUUAGUUCAUUUGUUAUAGUUAAUUUGCGAUGUCAGGUGACCCAGUAGUUGAAGGAGAAGAUCCUUAUAUGUAUGAUGAAGAAUCUAGUAGUAUUACUCCUGAAGAUUGUUGGACAGUAAUUCAAUCAUUCUUUCAAGAAAAGGGAUUAGUAUCACAACAACUUGAUUCAUUUGAUGAAUUCAUUGAAUCCACUAUUCAAGAAUUAGUAUGGGAAGAUUCUCAUUUAAUUUUAGAUCAACCAGCUCAACAUACAACUGAUGAUGAUCAUGAAAAUAGAAGAUAUGAAAUAACUUUUGGAAAGAUUUAUAUUUCCAAACCAACUCAAACUGAAGGUGAUGGUACAACUCAUCCAAUGUUUCCUCAAGAAGCAAGAUUAAGAAAUUUAACUUAUUCAUCACCAUUAUAUGUUGAUAUGACUAAAAAAGUAUUUAAAUCCGAUGAUAAUUUAAGAAGAGAAAAUGAAUUAGAAUGGAUUGAAGAAAAAGUUCAAGAUGAAGAACCUCAACAAAAAGUUUAUUUAGGUAAAGUCCCAAUUAUGUUAAGAUCUAAAUUUUGUAUGUUAAGAGAUUUAGGUGAACAUGAAUUUUAUGAAUUAAAAGAAUGUCCUUAUGAUAUGGGAGGUUAUUUUGUUAUAAAUGGUUCAGAAAAAGUUUUAAUUGCUCAAGAAAGAAGUGCAGCAAAUAUAGUUCAAGUAUUUAAAAAAUCGGCUGCCACUUCAACGGUAUCUCAUGUAGCAGAAAUAAGAUCAGCAAUUGAAAAGGGAUCAAGAUUAUUAUCUUCAAUGCAAAUUAAAUUAGGUGGUAAAGAUCAAAAUUCAAAAGGUAGAGGAGUUCAAGGUAAAACUGUUAAAGCAACUUUACCAUAUAUUAAAGAAGAUAUACCAAUUGUAAUUGUAUUUAGAGCCUUAGGAAUUGUACCAGAUGGAGAUAUUUUAGAACAUAUUUGUUAUGAUGCAAAUGAUUGGCAAAUGUUAGAAAUGUUAAAACCAUGUGUUGAAGAAGGAUUUGUAAUUCAAGAACGAGAAGUUGCAUUAGAUUUUAUUGGUAGAAGAGGAGUUAUGGGAAUUAGAAGAGAAAAACGUAUACAAUAUGCCAAAGAUAUUUUACAAAAGGAAUUAUUACCAAAUAUAACUCAAGCUGAUGGUUAUGAAACAAGAAAAGCAUUCUUUUUAGGUUAUAUGGUUAAUAGAUUAUUAUUAUGUGCUUUAGAAAGAAAAGAACCCGAUGAUAGAGAUCAUUUUGGUAAAAAGAGAUUAGAUUUGGCAGGACCAUUAUUAGCAAAUUUAUUUCGAAUUUUAUUUAAAAAAUUAACAAAAGAUAUUUAUAAUUAUAUGCAAAGAUGUGUUGAAAAUGAUAAAGAAUUUAAUUUAACUUUAGCUGUUAAAUCUCAAACAAUAACUGAUGGUUUAAGAUAUUCUUUAGCUACAGGAAAUUGGGGUGAACAAAAGAAAGCUAUGAGUUCAAGAGCAGGAGUUUCUCAAGUUUUAAAUAGAUAUACUUAUUCUUCAACUUUAUCUCAUUUAAGAAGAACCAAUACUCCAAUUGGUAGAGAUGGGAAAAUUGCUAAACCAAGACAAUUACAUAAUACUCAUUGGGGAUUAGUUUGUCCUGCUGAAACUCCAGAAGGUCAAGCCUGUGGAUUAGUUAAAAAUUUAUCAUUAAUGACAUGUAUUUCUGUUGGUACAUCAUCAGAACCAAUAUCUUAUUUCUUAGAAGAAUGGGGGAUGGAACCAUUAGAAUCGUUUGUACCAUCAAAUUCUCCUGAUUCAACCAGAGUAUUUGUUAAUGGAGUUUGGGUUGGAACUCAUAGAGAUCCAGCCAAUUUAGUUAAUACAAUUAGAGGUUUAAGAAGAAGAGGAGAUAUUUCUCCAGAAGUAUCAAUUAUUAGAGAUAUUAGAGAAAAAGAAUUUAAAAUCUUUACUGAUGCUGGUAGAGUUUAUCGUCCAUUAUUUAUUGUUGAUAGUGAUGAAGAAUCUUUAACCAAGGGAGAUUUAGUAUUACAAAAGGAUCAUAUUAAUAAAUUAUUAACUUCUGAAUAUGAUGAAUAUGAAGAUGAAGAUGGAGAAUCUACCAGUUAUACCUGGACUUCAUUAGUUAAUGAUGGAGUGGUUGAAUAUGUUGAUGCAGAAGAAGAAGAAACUAUAAUGAUUGCUAUGACACCGGAAGAUUUAGAAGCCGAAAAAUUACCGGAAGAAACUCCAAUUAAUGAAGAAUUAGAUCCGGCUAAAAGAAUUAAACCAACUUUAUCAACUUCUUCAUCUCAUACUUUUACUCAUUGUGAAAUUCAUCCUUCAAUGAUUUUAGGAGUAGCUGCUUCAAUUAUUCCAUUUCCUGAUCAUAAUCAAUCUCCUCGUAAUACUUAUCAAUCAGCUAUGGGUAAACAAGCUAUGGGAGUAUUUUUAACUAAUUAUGCGGUAAGAAUGGAUACUAUGGCUAAUAUUUUAUAUUAUCCUCAAAAACCUCUUGCCACAACAAGAUCAAUGGAACAUUUAAAAUUCCGAGAAUUACCAGCAGGACAAAAUGCUGUGGUAGCCAUUGCAUGUUAUUCAGGAUAUAAUCAAGAAGAUUCAAUGAUUAUGAAUCAAUCAUCAAUUGAUCGAGGAUUAUUUAGAUCAUUAUUCUUUAGAUCAUAUAUGGAUUUAGAAAAAAGACAAGGAAUGAAAGCCCUUGAAACUUUUGAAAAACCUUCAAGAUCAGAUACUUUAAGAUUAAAACAUGGAACUUAUGAAAAAUUAGAUGAUGAUGGAUUAAUUGCUCCUGGGGUAAGAGUUAGUGGAGAAGAUAUUAUUAUUGGUAAGACAACUCCAAUUCCUCCUGAUACAGAAGAAUUAGGUCAAAGAACUCAAUAUCAUACAAAAAGAGAUGCUUCAACUCCUUUAAGAAGUACUGAAUCAGGAAUUGUUGAUCAAGUACUUUUAACUACUAAUGGAGAUGGAGCUAAAUUUGUUAAAGUAAGAAUGAGAACUACAAAAGUUCCCCAAAUUGGUGAUAAAUUUGCUUCAAGACAUGGACAAAAGGGGACAAUUGGAGUAACUUAUAGACAUGAAGAUAUGCCAUUUACUGUUCAAGGAAUUGUCCCUGAUUUAAUUAUUAAUCCUCAUGCAAUUCCAUCUCGUAUGACAGUAGCCCAUUUAAUUGAAUGUUUAUUAUCUAAAGUAUCGGCUUUAUCUGGUUUAGAAGGUGAUGCCUCACCAUUUACUGAUGUUACAGCCGAAGCUAUUUCAAAACUUUUAAGAGAUCAUGGAUAUCAUUCUCGAGGGUUUGAAGUGAUGUAUAAUGGACAUACUGGUAAGAAAUUAAUGGCCCAAGUAUUCUUUGGUCCAACAUAUUAUCAAAGAUUAAGACAUAUGGUUGAUGAUAAGAUUCAUGCUCGUGCAAGAGGUCCAGUUCAAGUAUUAACAAGACAACCAGUUGAAGGUAGAUCAAGAGAUGGAGGAUUAAGAUUUGGAGAAAUGGAAAGAGAUUGUAUGAUUGCUCAUGGAGCUGCUGGAUUUUUAAAGGAAAGAUUAAUGGAAGCAUCAGAUGCAUUUAGAGUUCAUGUAUGUGGAAUGUGUGGAUUAAUGUCGGUAAUUGCCAAUUUGAAAAAGAAUCAAUUUGAAUGUAGAUCAUGUAAGAAUAAGACUAAUAUUUAUCAAAUUCAUAUUCCAUAUGCUGCCAAAUUAUUGUUUCAAGAAUUAAUGGCUAUGAAUAUAGCUCCUAGAAUGUAUACUGAACGAUCAGUAAUGGGUCUAAGAGUAUAAGAGUAUAAGAUUGUAGUUACUUAUUAGUAUAGUAGUAUAGUUACUAGUAGUAUGGGUGU
This is a messenger RNA of Scheffersomyces amazonensis, 3861 nucleotides long. Its product is annotated as DNA-directed RNA polymerase II subunit RPB2. Gene Ontology annotation, biological process: DNA-templated transcription. The record is from RefSeq and is a predicted model, not a curated record. Gene Ontology annotation, cellular component: RNA polymerase II, core complex. The coding region runs from base 92 to 3802 and encodes 1236 amino acids. The transcript has a single exon. NCBI's taxonomy places the organism in Eukaryota, Fungi, Ascomycota, Pichiomycetes, Serinales, Debaryomycetaceae. Gene Ontology annotation, molecular function: ribonucleoside binding; DNA binding.